This is a messenger RNA of Rhinichthys klamathensis goyatoka, 2039 nucleotides long. RefSeq names its product ras homolog gene family, member Gc (gene rhogc). Bases 339 to 914 code for a protein of 191 amino acids. The record is from RefSeq and is a predicted model, not a curated record. Gene Ontology annotation, molecular function: protein kinase binding; GTP binding; GTPase activity. The transcript has 2 exons. NCBI's taxonomy places the organism in Eukaryota, Metazoa, Chordata, Actinopteri, Cypriniformes, Leuciscidae. Gene Ontology annotation, biological process: actin filament organization; cortical cytoskeleton organization; regulation of cell shape. Gene Ontology annotation, cellular component: plasma membrane; cell projection; cytoskeleton.
UCUAUGUCGUCUCCGUUUAGUUGAAGAAUGAGCCAGUGAGAGAAAAGGACUGCGAUACUCACAGAACUAUUUUGCCUUAAUCACAAUAAAUGGUGUUCAUAUGAAAGUCUUUCGAGACUUUCGAUGUGUUUCAGGUUUUGAGCGGUUGUUACGGGUAGUUACAGACCUUCAGGAAUUGUUUGCUAAUGUUUAAUAACUGAUUAAUGUGAGGCUCAUCCGCUAGUCGGUUAGCAAAGCGCCUUUGCCGCUGCGAUGAUGGAAACUUGAGCAGCUCAAAGCAAACACUCAUCCAGCUCUCCAGACCACCCAAACACAGGACCCCUGUGCCAGGCAACAAGAUGCAGACCAUAAAGUGUGUUGUCGUUGGUGAUGGUGCAGUGGGAAAGACCUGCCUGUUGAUCUCCUACACCACCAAUGCCUUCCCAGACGAGUACAUUCCUACGGUGUUCGACAAUUACAGCACUCAGACCUGUGUGGAUGGCCGCGCCGUCAGUCUUAACCUGUGGGACACGGCCGGUCAGGAGGAGUAUGACCGCCUGCGAACCCUCUCUUACCCGCAAACACACGUGUUCAUCAUCUGUUUCUCUGUGGCAAGUCCUUCCUCUCAUGCCAACGUCAGGCAUAAAUGGCACCCGGAGGUGUGCCACCAUUGUCCUGGCGUGCCCGUGCUGCUGGUGGGCACUAAGAGAGACCUGCGGGGGGACAAGGAGACCCUGGAGAAGCUGAAGGAGCAGGGCAUGAGUCCCACCACUCCGCAGCAGGGCAGCGCUCUGGCCCGAAGCAUAGGUGCUGUGCGAUAUCUGGAGUGCUCAGCCCUUCUGCAGGAGGGAGUCAGAGAGGUCUUCAACGAAGCAGUCAGGGCCGUUCUCUACCCCAAUGCCAAGAAGCACACCAAGAAAUGUGUGCUGUUAUAACUACAUGAGGAUGUGUGUGUGAAAGAUUUUAUGAAGGGUGGAAUGUAAGUUAGUCAUGUGAUCGUGUGUUGCUACCAUUUUUUGUUCGUAUCUCUACACUACAGUUAGCAAUAGGUGCACAGGCUGAUAAAGAGGAAGAAUGAGACACUGCGUGCUUGUGUGUUUGUGUUUCAACUUUACAUGCAUAUCACCUAAGACAUAAAUACGGUGUUGUAAUCUAAAAUCAGGCAGACGGAGUGUAGUGGAUUUGUCUAAAGGACUACAGGCAUCAGCAACUUAUGCCUUCCUAUAAUGCCUUAAAACCCCAGCAUAUUUUAAUCACUCAGAGGAUAUUUCAUGCACCAAAGUGUAAAUUCAGUCUAAUGUGACCGAAGGUCUUAUGAAGGUGCUGUCUUUCCCUGACCGCUUGAGUAACACAAUUAUGAGGGCUUGCAAUCCCCCUAAUUUGCGUGCUAUGUUAAUGUGAGACCCAAAGGACUAUAGGUUUGAUGGCCUAUGGUUAUCACAACAUGCCAUUUUUCCUGUAUUGUUGCCUAUUAAUGAUCUCUGACCUUUGUAGGGUCGAUUGACAGCUCAGGAAGUGCUGCGUAAUCCCAUCGUGCCUUUAGCGGCUCAGCCCGUACAUCUCACAAACUCCUUCCUCUGCUCAUUUCAUUUAGGGUGCUACUUUGGGUGCCGGUUGACAUUUAUUGCUGGAAAGGGCUGCUGAAAAUGUACUGAGAGCUGCUGUAGCUCACCUGCCUCCUACUAGAGCUGUAAAUGAAGGGAUAUAGUGCUGUUUUAUAACACCCUUGGGGUAGAAAUUAAGAUCUUUGUAUUUGGCUUGUUGUGCCUGAAUCCUCACAAUUUACAACCCUGUUAUUGAAUCUGAAGUGCCACUAAUAUUUGUAUUAUUUUGUAUUUUAUCAUGAAUCUUGACACUCCAAUGAAGUGCCCUAAUAAGAAAUAUUGGUGGAGAUAUACUCUUUGUCUUACAUCUCUGUUAUACAAGGAACAUCCAGACUGUGGUUAAUGUACACAAACACUUCAAACAUUCAGGUUUAGGCUUCUAUUUGGGUCAACAUUUACAUUUUAUAUAUUGAAUGUCUACCUUUUGUAUAAUAAACAUCAGCUGUUUCUUUUUUA